GAGUGUGCUAUUUUGAUAUUGAUUUUGUAUGUGGAGUUUCUUGCACGCUAACUUCUCAGCUCUUGUGUUUUAUAUUUAAAAAUAAGUUAGGAAAUGUUGUGUCGCGGUAUAAUGAGGGCUGUUCGUCCUUCUGCUGUGGGCUUGUGGUCCAGUCUUACGCUGAAAGAGAGCAGGGUGUGUCACAAGACGCCAGUCAGUGUCCGGCUCUACAGCAGCAGCAGCGAAGAGGAGAAAAUCAGCCGCUAUCCUGUGCCUUACAAGAAAAACCUGCCUUAUGACAUUGUGGAGCUGAUGGAGGAGGUUGAGAUGAAGGGAGGCUUCCUGCCAAAUGUCUUCAAGGUCCUCGCUCAUCGACCCGCAGAGUUCCGCGCUUUCUUCGCUUAUUAUAAUUUGCUCAUGAACAAAGAGACCGGUGGUUUGUCAAAGGCAGAGCGGGAGUUGAUUGUGGUAGCAACCAGCGCUCAUAACAACUGCUUGUACUGCGUCAUAUCACACAGCGCACUACACCGCAUCUACUCUAAGAAGCCGACGUUAGCUGAUCAGGUGGCAGUGAAUUAUAAAGUAGCAGAGCUUACUGCACGGGAGCGAGCCAUGCUGGACUUUGCCCUGACCGUGUGUCGCAGUGAGACGGUGACAGACGAGCACUUCAGCUCACUGGAGGCUCACGGAUUUGAUCGAGAGGAUAUUUGGGACAUCGCUGCCAUCGCCGCCUUCUUUGCCCUGUCCAACCGCAUGGCCCAUCUCACAGACAUGAGACCCAACACGGAGUUCUAUAACUUGGGCAGAGUGCCUCGGGACAAACGUCAACCAGGCACGGAGAGCGACAAGCCGUAGAGCAGAGCACUGUUGUGGUCGGAGAUGUGAAUAUCAUCCUCAUAGUGAAAAGAGAUUUUCAAGCUUGUUAAGGAGCCAAACCAAUAGUGUCGCAUUUAGAAGGAGUUGACUGUUAUUUUUACUGAACUCAUCAUUUAGUUGUCUAUUUGGUAAAAUCUAAAUAUAUUUGGUUAAUGUUAUAAAAGCAUUGAUAAUGCCAGAUAUAUCUCAGAAAAUUCUGAUAUUAAUUUAUUGUGGAAUCGUUAUUGUAGUAAAAUUUAUUUAGAGCACAGGUUCUACAGACCUGAAAGCUGAGACCUUCUAUCCUUUUAUCCAAUUCCUCACAGUUUUUUGGUCAAUUGCUGCAACCAGAUAAAUGCAUAUUGUGCAUUUGACAUCUCUGACUCCAAAAAAAAAAAAAAGAGCUGUGAAAUGUCCAUAAUCCAAAAGGACUUAUCUUGUAUCCUGUCUCAGUAGGUUGUACACUAAAAGGGGAUAUUUUUCAAUCUGGCAAAAUCUUAAGCCCUAUUCAAAUAGGAUUAGAGGUACAUGGGCUUAUGUAAUCACUACUGGCGUAUUUUUGUAAUCCGAAUCUCUCAUUGUGCCUCUAGGUUGUCCGUCGUUGUUUGCAUAAAUAUUUGGAGUCAAAAUGAGUCAAAAAAGUUUUUUUUUCCAGAAACACUGAUUUUCUUAUUACUUGAGGAGCGCCCCUAAAGUUCAAAACACAUUCCUGAUUUAGCUCAUUUGCAUUUGGUGAUGCCCACAAAACCCAGUAAAAUGGUCAAGUGUACAGAGAGCUUAGAGCAUGAUAAGAAUGAUCAGGGUAAAGACUUUGAUUUUGACAAUAUUUUUUUCGGAUAAAAAUAUUGCUUAGUAUAUUUAAUGUUAAAUAAUAAAUCUUCCAUCAGCUGAGGCAUUUGUUUACAGCUCACAGCCACACACAGGCAGACCUCAAUGUGUGGCUUUGUUUUGUCUGCCUUCCUUCCUUCCUUCCUUCCUUCCUUCCUUCCGUCCGUCUGUCAGUCCUUCCUCCCUUCCCUUCCCUUCCCUCCUUCCUUCCCCCCUCCCUCCUGCACCCCCUCCCUUUUGCCCUCCCUCCAUUUCACCCAUCCUUCCUUCCUUUCUUCCUUCAUUCCUUCCUUCCUUCCGUUCUUUCUUUUAGAUUCUUUAAUUAAAGCCAAUGAUAUGAAACUACUGUAUGGUACUGUUUUUUAGUUCCUAAUCCUAGUGAACUUGGGUUUUUUUUUUUGAUAAAUGUAAUCAUAAAUAAAAAUAAGUGCUUAAUCUUUGCUAAAAGUUAAGAAAGGGCUUCUGUGUGCUUUAGGUAUUUUUUAUAAUACUCAUACAAUCAGAUGAUAUAACAGCUGUCAGGUGUCUGAAAUUAAUUUUAACCCUCUAUAUUUUUCUAAAAUUAGUGUUCGAAAACUGUUUGUUCUUAAAGAUUUGUGGGUUUCGGCAUAAAACCAUACAUUUUAUGAUCUAUUCUGAUAUCUGUCAAGAUUUUUUCUAGUCUAAACAACAGAAGACAUUCAUACAGACAUAUAUCUUUUCUAGAAAUAGCUGUGUAUUAUUAUGAUUGUUUUGCACAACAGAAAAUAUCGGACUUCAGGAAACUGAUGCAUUAAGGAUUAAAGAAAUCUGCUGAAAUGUAAAUGUGAUAUCCGAAUAAUCCGUGAUCUAUAUUCUCUUGCACUGUUAAAUAAUGAAGGUGGUAGUGUAAGUAUGAUAUCAGCAGAGGGAGACAUCUCCCAAUGUUAGCCUUUGCACUUUGUUUCUAUACUGCAAGUGUGACUUUAAAGUUCUUGCAGUAAUGUGUGUGAAUGUAUGUGUUUAUCUGGAAUGUAAGAAUAAUAUUUUAGUCUAAA
This is a messenger RNA of Hemibagrus wyckioides, 2678 nucleotides long. RefSeq lists its product as uncharacterized. Lineage: Eukaryota; Metazoa; Chordata; Actinopteri; Siluriformes; Bagridae. The transcript is spliced from 5 exons. Gene Ontology annotation, molecular function: peroxiredoxin activity. The coding region runs from base 94 to 834 and encodes 246 amino acids. The record is from RefSeq and is a predicted model, not a curated record.